This is a messenger RNA of Cuscuta campestris, 2019 nucleotides long. Lineage: Eukaryota; Viridiplantae; Streptophyta; Magnoliopsida; Solanales; Convolvulaceae. The record is from the annotation of a GenBank genome assembly.
GAAAAAGCCAGCAGAACUCCGGAAGAACUGAAGACUCCUGGCCGUUCGACCGCCAGUCCGCCACCAGCCACUUCUUCCAAUUCCGACAGCAGCGGCUCGCGCCACGCCGCCGCCACCACCACCACCAGUGCGGCACUGCGCCACCAUCCGACCUCCGCCAACGCCCACAGAGCAACGGCUCCAGUUCCCCAUCGAUUUCCAUCUGAUUCCGACCCUAAGUCCCUAUUUCGCCCAAAAUAUCAUUCAAAGAGUGUGGAAGAAUGAGAUAAGUGAUUGUAAGGAACAAGCUCAUUUCUCCUGAGGCUCAAAAAUUGAAAUAGUACUGUAUGAUAAUGGAUACAGCCAUGUCACUUAUCAGGGAUAGGUUGAAACAUGCAUCAGAUUGGAUGUCAUCGACAUUUGAGGCUCCAUUUUCAGGAGCUGUUCUUUUUGGAGUGCCUGUUGGGGGGCAUCUUUUUCUAGAGGGACUUCUCUUGGUGGUCAUCUUUUUCCUUCUCUCCCAGAAGAGUUACAAACCACCCAAAAGACCAUUGACAACGAAGGAAAUAGAUGAGCUGUGCGAUGAAUGGGUCCCAGAACCUCUUAUUCCUACAAUCACUACUGAGAUGAAACAUGAACCCCAAGUAUUGGAAAGUGCUGCAGGUCCCCAUGCUGUAAUUGCCGGUAAAGAAGUUGUAAACUUUACUUCAGCAAACUACCUUGGCUUAGUUGGACAUGAAAAGAUACUUGAAGCAUGCACUACAGCGCUGGAAAAGUAUGGUGUUGGGUCUUGCGGUCCUCGUGGCUUUUAUGGAACAAUUGAUGUCCAUCUAGAUUGUGAGUCCAGAAUAGCAAAGUUUAUAGGAACUCCUGAUUCUAUUCUCUACUCUUAUGGACUUUCUACAAUGUUCAGUGCAAUUCCAGCAUUCUGCAAAAAAGGAGAUGUGAUUGUUGUGGAUGAAGGAGUUCACUGGGGAAUACAAAAUGGACUGCAUCUGUCUAGGAGUACAGUCAUAUAUUUUAAACACAACAAUAUCGAAUCAUUAAGGAACACAUUGGAGAAAGUCACUCAGGAGAAUAAGCGAGCUAAGAAACUCAGACGUUAUAUUGUCGUGGAAGCUGUAUAUCAGAAUUCCGGCCAAAUUGCUCCAUUGGAUGCAAUUAUAAAACUUAAAGAACAAUAUAAGUUCCGUGUUUUACUGGAUGAAAGCAAUUCUUUUGGUGUGCUUGGUAGUUCUGGAAGAGGUCUUACUGAACAUUUCGGAGUACCGGCUGAAAAAAUUGACAUCAUAACAGCUGCAAUGGGGCAUGCUUUAGCCACAGAAGGAGGAUUUUGCACUGGAAGCAAUAGAGUCAUUGAUCACCAGCGACUCAGUAGUUCGGGUUAUGUUUUUUCUGCUUCUUUGCCUCCAUAUCUAGCAAGUGCUGCAAUCAAGGCCAUUGAUAUCCUGGAAGAAAAUCCUGCUCUCAUCACAAAACUAAGGGAAAAUAUCAAAAUCAUCCUCAAGGGUUUAUCCGAUAUAAAAGGUCUUGAUUUAGUAAGUGAUCCACUUUCUCCGAUUGUAUUCCUCAUACUUAAGAAGUCCACUGGUUCUUUGAAGAGUGACCUACAAGUGCUAGAGGAUAUUGCUGAUCGUGUGUUGAAGGAAUACUCAGUUUUUGUUGCGACCUCUAAAAGAUCAAUGCUGGACAAAUGCAACUUGCCUGUGGGAAUCAGGCUGUUUGUCUCUGCCGGUCAUUCAGAAUCUGAUAUGAUGAAAGCAAGUGAAUCUUUGAAGAGAGUUGCCGCAACAUUGUUGAUGGGUGAGUAACUAGGUGAUGCAGGUUUACAUAUCAUCCUGCCAAACGUGUUCUUCGCCACGACAAUACAAUGGGGUGUUCAAUUAUUAUUGUUACUAUUCUUGCUACUAGAUCUCUAACCCGUGCGUUGCACGGUCAGUAUUUUGAGAUAGUAAAAAAAUAAUAUAUUAAAUUUAUAGUGUAUAAAAAGACAUUGAAAUAAAUUGAAUUCAAUAUAAAGAUUAAAAACAUUACAUACUA